CAGUUCCGGUUCGAUAGUGGAAGGUGGUUGUUGUUGCGAGCUGCUUGGUCUCGGCGUCCAGCUCAAACAUGGGGAAAUCAUUCGCUAACUUCAUGUGCAAGAAGGACUUCCAUCCAGCGUCCAAGUCCAACAUCAAGAAAGUAUGGAUGGCUGAACAGAAAAUAUCAUAUGAUAAGAAGAAACAAGAGGAAUUAAUGCAACAAUACCUUAAGGAACAAGAAUCAUAUGAUAAUAGGUUGCUUAUGGGUGAUGAACGUGUAAAGAACGGUCUUAAUUUUAUGUAUGAGGCUCCACCCGGAGCUAAAAAAGAAAACAAAGAGCAAGAAGAUGCAAAAGGAGAGACUGAAUACAAAUUUGAAUGGCAGAAAGGAGCCCCACGAGAAAAAUAUGCAAAGGAUGACAUGAAUAUCAGAGACCAGCCAUUUGGUAUUCAGGUGCGGAAUGUGAGGUGCAUUAAAUGUCACAAAUGGGGUCACGUCAACACUGAUAGAGAGUGUCCUUUGUUUGGUCUUUCUGGAAUCAAUGCAAGUUCAGUUUCCAGUGAUGGCUCAGGGCCAUCAAUGCACCCCUCGGAGCUAAUAGCGGAGAUGAGAAACAGUGGGUUUGCACUAAAACGAAAUGUACUGGGGAGAAACUUGACCGCAAAUGAUCCAUCACAGGAAUAUGUCGCAAGUGAGGGUGAAGAAGACCCAGAAGUUGAAUUCUUAAAAUCACUAUCAACUAAACAAAAACAGAAACUACUCAGGAAAUUGGAUCGCCUUGAGAAGAAAAAGAAGAAAAAGAAAAAAGAUAGAAAGAAGCAGCAGCUGCAAAAGAAGAAAAACAGAAGUAAACACAAAAAACAAAAGAGCAAGUCCUCCUCCUCCUCCUCUAGUUCUAUCACCUCCUCCUCUUCCUCUUCAUCCUCUUCUUCCUCAUCUUCCUCCUCCUCGUCCUCCUCCUGCACCUCCAGUGAAGAUUCACAAAGCAGCAAUGAGAGUGAGAGUGACAGCAAGGAGAGAAAAACACGAAAGAAAAUGGCUUCUAAGAAGAAAAAAAAAUCCAAGUCUUCAGAAGGUGACGGCAGUGAUUCUGAAGGGAAGGGGGGAAAGUCUGGGAAGGCCCAACCUGAUGAGGAGCCCUCCAGGAGUCACAGUCACAAGGAAAAGGCAAAGGAGAAGUCGAGGUUUUCAAAGCAAGAGAGUUUUGGGGAGAAUAACAAAUGGAGCUACUGUGGUUCUGAAACAAAGUACAAAAAGCAGAAUCACAGCCCGGGCAAGGGGAGAAAUAGUGGGAGCCAAAGCAGGAGAGACAGGGAUCACAGAAGCUCCAGCACAAGUCACAGCAGUUCUGGCCCAAGACAUACAAGAAAGAGACCAGGCCGGAGCCCUAGCGAAGAGCAGCACAGAAAAAGGGAGUCCCCAGGCUCCAGCACAUGUGUGUAUAGAGGUAAAAAGAAACCCAGAGAGGACUCCAGGGGUGAGCGUGGCAGGGCAACACACAGACAAUGAAGCAGGAGUGAGACUGAGUAAAGAGAGAGGAUCUGUGACAGGUACCUGGAAAUAGAAAUAGCUCCACUGUUUAUUGACUACCUUCCCCAAGGGCUAAAUUAUGUACUAUUGUCUUUCUAAUAAAAAGCUCUAUUUUCAUUUUCCACUCCUGUAAACUGUCAUUUCACAAAACUCCAUCAGUACCAUGAGAAUGAAUCUUGUGAAUAUUUGUAAGUAGCCUGUUUUUUGUCUGUAGAAAUAUUUUCUUUUGGUGUUUUUUGUUUUCCUAUGCUAAAGGAACACUCAUAUAACUUUGUAAAUGACGUUUUCUUUGUUUUUAAAUAUCUUUUUUAAAAAAAGAAUGACAGUUCAUUGAAUGGGUAUAAUUUAAUUUGAAUUUCUUAUUGUUUUUAAGGUUUAGAUUUACUUUGGGCAAAGCAUAAUCUGUGUAAAACCCUCUUGUAAUGUGGUUAAACGCUAGAAUAAUAUUUCCAACUCCUUCUGGGGUAAGAAGUGGCCUGAAUAUAGUAUUUUGGGCAAUACUUGAGGGAGUUUGGGUACUGAAUUUUUUUUAUUCUUAAACUUCUACCUUAGAGGGCAGUUUUCAUGAGCUAAAUAAUGGUUUUAAAAGUUCUACAGAAAUGUGUAAUAUGUUUUGGCCUCCUGCAGUGUAUAAUGGGGUGAGGACUAUCUUAACAUCAUGAACCCCUGUUGGUCUUUGUCACUGUGGAGUCAAGUUAUUGUUUGAUAAUUUUUCAAGACAUGAAAAGAAUACUGUUUCCAGGUAUUUCAUUCCAGGCAGUAGGAUAUUAACUUGGAUGCCUUUUUUUUGUUGGCACACAGCUAUUAAGCUUUUAUUUUUCUAAAGGCUUAAGUUUUCACUUCAUGUCAUAAAGAUGAACCAUUUUAAUAAAUUCCAUUAUUUUUUAGAAGGA
Vombatus ursinus (common wombat) is the source of this 2404-nucleotide messenger RNA. It is a transcript of the gene CIRSR, whose product is annotated as corepressor interacting with RBPJ, 1. The record is from RefSeq and is a predicted model, not a curated record. The transcript has 10 exons. The coding region runs from base 69 to 1490 and encodes 473 amino acids. NCBI's taxonomy places the organism in Eukaryota, Metazoa, Chordata, Mammalia, Diprotodontia, Vombatidae. Gene Ontology annotation, biological process: negative regulation of DNA-templated transcription. Gene Ontology annotation, molecular function: transcription corepressor activity. Gene Ontology annotation, cellular component: nucleus.